This is a messenger RNA of Culex quinquefasciatus (southern house mosquito), 905 nucleotides long. RefSeq names its product 23 kDa integral membrane protein. The transcript is spliced from 2 exons. Bases 132 to 881 code for a protein of 249 amino acids. Lineage: Eukaryota; Metazoa; Arthropoda; Insecta; Diptera; Culicidae. Gene Ontology annotation, cellular component: membrane. The record is from RefSeq and is a predicted model, not a curated record.
CAAAAGGAUUUGUUGACGGAGCGGUCCCCCGGGAAUACUCAGAUUUCAAUUAUUAUUAUAUUCAUAAAAGUGCUCUUCACCAAGUGAAAGUGUGAUUUCAGUUGAAACCCGUUUUAGCCGCAAUCGCCAGGAUGAAGUUGAAACUUGUGGAUAACAUCAGAGCACGGAUGGAUUCCUGUGGGACCAAGGCUAUCAAAUACCUUCUCUUCGUGUUCAACUUCAUAUUUGCGGUCUCGGGACUAGUUCUACUUAUUGCCGGAAUAAUUGUGCUACUGGAUGUGAACGAUUACCAGCACUUUGUGGAGGAUAAACUGAUGGCGCCACCGGUCGUGUUGAUAGUAGUAGGCGCUUUCGUUUUCCUCGUGGCUUCGCUUGGCUGUUACGGGGCAAUCAAGGAAUCGCCCAAACUUCUGAACACCUUUGCAGUGUUUCUUCUGAUUGUUCUGCUCAUCGAAGUAGCCGUAGCCAUAGCGGCCAUUGCGUUCAAAUCGGACCUUCAGAACGCACUCGAGCGUCAGCUGCAGAAAUCUAUCGAAAGACACAAUAAGGCCGAUAUGACCGCGUGGGACACCGUCCAUAAGAAAAUGAUGUGCUGUGGAGUCCAGGGACCUAAAGAUUGGUAUGACAACAACAACAAAACCAUGCCUGCCAGCUGUUGUAAACCCGAUUUGAUCGAUCCCGAAACUGAGGACUGCAAAAAUGCACCGCCACUGUUCAUGGACCGUUAUUAUCAGCAAGGAUGUCUUAUGGAACUGAAGGAACAUUUCGAUAAAAAUGCAGUAGUGCUCAUCGCUGUUGGAUUCGCAAUAGCCGCCUUCCAGCUGCUUGGAGUAAUUUUUGCUUGCUGGCUAUCUGCAGCAAUUAAGAAGGACAGAAACUGAGAUUGAUAAAGGAGCUAAAUAUGG